AUGCUGACUCUCUGUGUUUUCUCUAGGGGGAAACUCGGACGGUACCCUCCAUGGCCGGGAAAGAUUGUUAAUCCACCCAAGGAUUUGAAGAAACCUCGUGGGAAGAAAUGCUUCUUUGUAAAGUUUUUUGGAACAGAGGAUCAUGCCUGGAUCAAAGUGGAACAGCUAAAGCCAUACCAUGCGCAUAAGGAGGAAAUGAUAAAGAUUAACAAGGGAAAACGAUUCCAGCAAGCUGUGGAUGCUGUGGAAGAGUUCCUCAGGAGAGCCAAAGGGAAAGACCAGACAUCAUCCCACAAUUCUGCUGAUGACAAGAAUCGGCGUAAUUCCAGUGAGGAGAGAAGUAGGCCAAACUCAGGUGAUGAGAAGCGCAAGCUUAGCCUGUCUGAAGGGAAGGUGAAGAAGAACAUGGGAGAAGGAAAGAAGAGGGUGUCAUCAGGCUCUUCAGAGAGAGGCUCCAAGUCCCCUCUGAAAAGAGCCCAAGAGCAAAGUCCCCGGAAACGGGGUCGGCCCCCAAAGGAUGAGAAGGACCUCACCAUUCCUGAGUCUAGUACCAUUAAGGGGAUGAUGGCCGGACCCAUGGCUGCAUUUAAAUGGCAGCCAACUGUGAAUGAGCCUGUUAAAGAUGCAGACCCUCAUUUCCAUCACUUCCUGCUCAGCCAAACCGAGAAGCCAGCUGUCUGUUACCAGGCCAUCACAAAGAAGUUGAAAAUAUGUGAAGAGGAGACGGGGUCUACCUCCAUCCAGGCAGCAGACAGUACGGCCGUGAAUGGCAGCAUCACACCCACAGACAAAAAGAUAGGAUUUUUGGGCCUCGGCCUGAUGGGAAGUGGCAUCGUCUCCAACUUAUUAAAAAUGGGUCACACGGUGACUGUCUGGAACCGGACUGCAGAAAAAGAGGGGGCCCGCCUAGGAAGAACCCCCGCUGAAGUUGUUUCAACUUGUGACAUCACCUUUGCCUGUGUGUCGGAUCCAAAGGCGGCCAAGGAUCUGGUGCUGGGCCCCAGUGGUGUACUGCAAGGGAUCCGUCCCGGAAAGUGCUACGUGGACAUGUCAACAGUGGAUGCUGACACAGUCACCGAGCUGGCCCAGGUGAUUGUGUCCAGGGGGGGCCGCUUUCUGGAAGCCCCAGUCUCAGGGAACCAGCAGCUGUCUAAUGAUGGGAUGUUGGUGAUCUUAGCAGCCGGAGACAGGGGCUUAUAUGAGGACUGCAGCAGCUGCUUCCAGGCAAUGGGGAAGACCUCCUUCUUUCUAGGUGAGGUUGGCAAUGCAGCCAAAAUGAUGCUGAUUGUGAACAUGGUCCAGGGGAGCUUCAUGGCAACUAUCGCUGAGGGGUUGACCCUGGCCCAAGUGACAGGCCAGUCCCAGCAGACAUUCUUGGACAUUCUCAAUCAAGGACAAUUGGCCAGCAUCUUUCUGGACCAGAAGUGCCAAAAUAUUCUGCAAGGAAACUUUAAACCUGAUUUCUACCUGAAAUACAUUCAGAAGGAUCUUCGCUUAGCCAUUGCUCUGGGCGAUGCCGUCAACCAUCCAACUCCUAUGGCAGCUGCAGCCAAUGAGGUGUACAAAAGAGCCAAGGCACUGGACCAGUCUGACAACGACAUGUCUGCCGUGUACCGGGCCUACAUACACUAAGCCCCCACUUCCUCCCUCCCUCUGACCCCCUCUUCCUCACAUGGGGUUGGGGUCCUGGGACUUCACUCUGGACCAGUCCACCUGUCUCCAUCUCCUUUUAUACAGACUUUGAGACUUGCCAUCAGCACAGCACUACUCCUCCCCUGAAAGUCCUGGGAACCGGGGAGGUGUCAGCAGGAUUGGCCUGUAGCAAAGCUCUUGAGCUGGGCACUGGCCCCUGAACCAGGUGGCUGUGUGUUCACACAUACACACACACACACACACACACACACAUAUAGACCCACACUGGCUCUUAACUCCAGGAUAGAAGCUGCCCGGAAACUGCUGCCUGGCUUUUCCCCCUUCCACGCUUGUCUUAUCUCAUACCCCUUCCAGUCGAGGAACUAGAAUCAGCAAUGAGAAUUGGAAGCCUUCCUGCUUCCCUCAGAGCGGAGAGGCUGUGGUCACAUUCACAUUCCCGACUGGAUCCCUUGCAGAGAGAGGCUCUGGGCCAAGAUGAACUAGUACAGACUAAACGGAGGAUCCUGUGGACCCUCCCAACCUCAGGUGACCAGCUGAUGGGGAUUGUCAUGUUUAAGCUGCCAAUGUGCAACCAACUCUCCA
This is a messenger RNA of Myotis davidii, 2235 nucleotides long. It is a transcript of the gene GLYR1, whose product is annotated as glyoxylate reductase 1 homolog (Arabidopsis). Gene Ontology annotation, molecular function: NAD binding; oxidoreductase activity, acting on the CH-OH group of donors, NAD or NADP as acceptor; NADP binding. The transcript is spliced from 15 exons. Bases 1 to 1632 code for a protein of 543 amino acids. Lineage: Eukaryota; Metazoa; Chordata; Mammalia; Chiroptera; Vespertilionidae. The record is from RefSeq and is a predicted model, not a curated record.